This is a messenger RNA of Chondrus crispus (carragheen), 402 nucleotides long. RefSeq lists its product as hypothetical. The record is from RefSeq and is a predicted model, not a curated record. Bases 1 to 402 code for a protein of 133 amino acids. NCBI's taxonomy places the organism in Eukaryota, Rhodophyta, Florideophyceae, Gigartinales, Gigartinaceae. The transcript has a single exon.
AUGAGAUCCCCUUCCAGCACAUUUGUGGCUUUCGCCGAGUACUCGAUCAAGUGCGAGCGUCGCUUGCUUCCGCCAUGUUCCGACGACACUGAGGUUGUGCCUGAAGAAGUGAGCUUCCUUCCCUCGCCCACAAUGACCACGUGUUGCAAGCCUCAACGUGGAGUGAGGGUCGCUGCGGGUGGUGAGCAUGGCCCCGUUACCGUGCGUUUCGCCGCCGAGUACAGUGACGGCCUGCCUGGAAGGCAUCGCCCCCAUCAAGCGUCUCGGCCGCCAGACAAGAAGACGGCGCGCUGGGUGCGCGGCCGCCCGGCGGGGGCGCGCGAUCAAAACGGGCGCGCACGGCCACCUGUUGCGCGCCAAGGCCUCCCCGCGCGACUGCUGCAGAUUCAAGCCCCAUUUUAG